AAACAGAAUGUUGUUGUCAGCCUCGUAUAAGGAUUAUUAUUUUCUGUACUCCGUACCGUAUGUAUGAGAUAAUACCAUGUCGCUGGCGCUUGCCUUGUUCCCCCCAUCUCAUCUCCUCUCCACCGCCCAAAUCUCACUCAUCCCAUCUUCCAUCUUCUCUUCACUUCCUCCUCUCCUCUCCUCUCCUCCUCUCCUCCUCUUCUCCUCUUCUCCUCUUCCGUCGCCAUCCUCUGCGUCGACUGUCGACGAUCCAGUCGUUCUUCUCCCCCCAGCGACCUCUUCAGAUCCGACAAUCCCUUUCUCAUCUCCUCCUCCCCCGUUUAAACUCACCUCGUUGCGUCCGGCCACUCCUAUACCAAAAAAGUUCUUUGGUGCCGCUCGUUUCACCAUAACCCACGUCGAACUCUAUAUAUAUAUAUACACUUCUAAUAGUAUCGGUCGCCCUCAGUCUUCCCAAAGGGAAUCUACUUUACUCGCGGAUCCCAUCACGUUCUCUUCCAUCUUGUCUAAAUCUAAAUCAAAAAAGAGAAAAUACUAUUUUCAAUAUUUUUGAUUUGAGUUGGAAUAGCCAUAUUUCGACAAGAGGAACUGCCGGAAAAAAAGAAGAAAAAACCAAGACAAGGGAAAGAAAAGACAAGACUUUUGGGAAAAGUGUGUGUGUGUGUGUGUGUGUGCACGUGCCGGUCACACUGUAUUAUUUGGUCUAUCGAACCGGCCACUAUAUACAACGCGGUACCUGACGAAGCUGGGUUGGAUGCCCUCAAGGACUCGCCAAAAUAAUCGAUUGCCUGGUCUCUCCAUAUUCCCUCUUAAAGUCCGUUGCUUGACUCCGGGAUAUGAAUGCCUAGGGAACUGGAAAGGGGAUUGAUCUUCGAACAAUACAAACGGAAACGAACCUUUGUUUCCAGCCUCCACUGCGCCCGCGCAGAUUGUCGAAUUCUGCGAUUUUUCUGCAUAACCACCACGGCUAUCGAGGAUCGAGGCGGUAGUUUUAUACCCUACUCAGUAGUCUAGCCUUUAUUGCAGCAGGAAGUUGUAACUUCCAGCUUUUUUCGUCACUCCUUUUUUUUUUUCUUUUUUCUGGGACAUUUGUCCCUUUCCGCUCCUUUGAUAGAAACAAUAACAUUCGACAUCUAUUUGUCGUAUACACUCAUUUAUUUGUCCAAAGCCCAACUCGUUGACAAAUCUAUUGGAGGCCCUUCACGAUACCAAGAGCGAGAAAACGCUGGCCUAGACGGAACUUACCGUCAAUAUGCGGGCCACAACAUAUUCUAUCCUAGCGGCCUUUUUCUCACUGGCUCCCCUAUGCGAAACCGCUAACGCUGGUGCACAAGGUCGACCAAAGUAUUACUUUCCACGAGAAGCUAAUCGCUACUAUGGCUUUGCCGCUCCAGCAGAGAAGCGCGCUCCGCAAGUCGACCCAGGCCCUACUGUCGUCAUCAUCCCUGUCACUGUUUACGUAGGUCCUGAUGGCGAACGGUACACGCUUGGAGGCCACACGUCCACAACAACUGUUGAUACAAGCUUCCCGAACGCCUCCGCUACCCCAAAAGGUGAAGACCCUGAAGACAACCCUAGCUCAUCCCCUUUGGGCGGAAUCGACCUUGGACUGCCCAAACUAUUUGCCCCUCCGUCCGCUUCAAUCUCGGGAACGGAAGGCGUCUCAUUUCACAAAGGUGGCGCGACAGGUUUCCCGGCUCAAACACCCUCUCCGUCGCCCUCUUCUUCAUCAAGCAGUAAGCAGGGCUUGUUAGAGGGCUUCCCAACCCUUGAGCUUCCAGGCCUUGGUACCCCCACUCCACCCAUUGGUGGCACUGGCCGUACCACUACCAGUGACAGCUCCAAGGGAACCCAAACCGCGAGCGAAACCGAAUCCGAACCGACGGACGGCCCAAUUCUUACCCUACCCCCUCUAUUCCCGAGUCCAUCGAGCAGCUCAAGCUCUGAUUCAGCUACCGAUUCGACCUCCUCCGGCACUAGGUCUGAUUUGACUGAUUUGACACCGCUCCCAUCCUCCUCCAGCGAUCUUCCCACUUUCAAUCUCCCCACCCUCAAUCUUCCCUCCAUCACCAUUCCGCCGAUCUUUACCCCAACGCCGAGCCCAUCGGCAUCGAUGCCGGUCACCUCGGCGCCUGGCAAUACCACAGAUGGCGGAAUUACUUUUCCACCUUUCCCAACACCCACCGUGCUGCCCCCAAAAUCCACGGACCCGAUCCCGUCCCAGAAUAGCAGUUCUACUUUUGUUAUACCCACUCCAAGUACCACUCCGUCUGGCGUUUUCCCCAAUCCGACAGACCGCCCGACAGGAUGGGUUCCACCGAAGAACUCUACCAGUGUAACGCCGACCACGACCUCCUCGGCCACUCAAACGCCGCCGCCGCCACCACCAUCGUCGUCGUCAAAGGAAACUAAGAAGCCAAUCUCUACCGAUUCUUUAACCUCGAUGGUAAUCCCGACCAGUAUUGUCUUCCAACCGACCCCUGUCCCGCCAAACCCAUCGGAAACGAACAAGCCCUCCUCCCUUCCUCGAAUUAUCUCUCCUGAUUCGGGCAUUCCUAAGGCACCAGCCAACUCGAGGCUGAUUCAGAUUGGGUUCAACAGCUCGCUCCCUUAUGGGCUUGUUGUUUCAAACAGGGAUUCGAAUGUUCAAGUCUUCAGUUAUGUUCCCAUCGGCGUUAGCUAUGGUCUGCAGGUUGCAGCCGAUCUUGUCAUCAUGCAAUCCAUCCAGCCCUAUGGCGCGCUGCAUACUCUCCAGUACACAGCUACACUAGCUGUUAUGUAUAUCCCGAAGCACUUGGUCGACGAACUAUCCGUCGCGAUCCACAGCCCCUACUCGCUCAUCUACCAAAACUCCAACCCGUCGGUUGCCAAACUCAUGUCCAUGAUCGACCCCUCCAUUCCUCUCUUGCCAGGCGGAGGGCCAAUUUACCAGGAAAACAACCCAGGCAACGGCGGCAGCGGCGGUUCCAUUGGACGCCCUGGCGGUGGCAGAGGGGGUUCCGAGGGAGGUGACGACGAAACUGAGGGACCUGGUGGCUCAGGCAGCUCUUCCAGUGUCAAGGCGACCUCCGUCGGAAUUGGUCUUGGUGUCGUUGGUGGUGCAGCUUUGUAUGGUGCGGCGAUGUUCUUCGUAGCGCGCCGCUACCGCAAGAGGCGCAAGCUCCACCGCCGCACAAGCUCACUGACAAGUGGUAUGCGCCAAAUUGGUAUCGCCGGUGCUGCCGGUGGUGCUGCUGGACCGAUUGCCACGGAUGCCUUGAUGAGUGGUGGCCGCUCGGAUGGGUACACAAGCCCAACCCCAUAUGGUGCACGAGAUAGCCAGAGCACCAGUAGUGGAUCAGGGAGCGGGCGGAAUCAGAUGAUCAGUGCCCCUGUCAUGGCUGAGAAUUCGCUUGGGUGGAAUUAGGGAAUGGAUCCCUUGUGAGAUUUGGUUUUAUUUUUCUCGCUGCCUUCUUCUCUCUUUUCUUGUUUUUCCUUCUUCGUUUCCAGCACUUCCGCCGUCUUUCUUCAAUUGCAAUUGGCCGAUUUCUUCUCAACUACAAUUGGCCGAGUCGCGGAGCGCGAGACGGAAAUAUCAACGUUGCAAAGCGGUGGUGCGGCGUUUUUGGAAUUCCCGCUACCGUUUCCAACGCGGUCCCUAACAGAUGCAACCGUUUUUCAUUCCGUUCUUUGUCAGCGGAGAGGGAAGAGAAGCAAAAACAUAAAAGGCACGAGGAGAUCUCGAAACAAGGAAGAGUGGCCAGUGAAAAAAAAAAAAAAAGGAACUGCAAAAUACGCAGUCUAAAGCCAAAUCGAUCCUUUUUUUGUCUUCCUUUUUUCCCCUUCAUUUUCAAAUCAUUUCUUCAAACUUAACUAUACUGGUUGUGUACCCUUCCUUAACCUAUGCUCUAUUUUUUUGUCCUCAGUGCUUGCUACAUGCAUAAUGAAUAUCUCACACCACACUUAACACUCACAAAAACUUGUGCAUAUUAUCAAAUUUACAGGGUUUUCAAUGUUCAAUUCUGUUUUAUGGUUUCAUGUCAGCUUUUUCCCUUACUAUCAUCUAUCUGUCUAUCAAAUCUUUCUCAGGUAGAAAGAAGAAGGUUGCAGAGCCAACAUGCAAUAUGUAUAGAAUCUCACACCAUACAACACAACACACCAGCAAUGUUUCUUUUUAUGUUUCUUUCUACAACUUAUUACUACUUAUUUACUACUUAUCACUUACUACUUACUACACCAUAUUACUUUCUUCUAUUUAUACCCCUUUGCUUUACUCUUUCCUUUUAGUUUUCCUUUGUUUUCUCAUGUCUAACUAACUCCAACUCUGAGCUAAUUACUAUUUUUUCUUAAAAACUUCUUUGUUCUUCACUCAUUCAUACUUUCUGUCUUCAUCAUGAGUUUUGUGUAAUUCAAUUUCUUUUUCUUUUCUUUUGUAUGUCUUAAUUAUUAUUAGUUACUUUAUUUAGUUCAUGAAAACUAAACAAAAAAACUGUAUGUGUGUCGUAUGUGUAUUAUGAGUAGAAGUAAGUUUUUCUUUUUUCUUUUUUUUCUUUUUUUUUUUUUUUUUUUUUGCUCUCUAUAUUAUAUAUGAUUUUACCUGAUUGGCAUAUUUAAAACUUGUUUCUUUCUUUCUAUUCAUACUACUACUAUAUGUAAGUCAUGUAUCCAUGCUCCAUGCUUUUCUCCACCUCAUGAGAUGAAAGAAUUAUAC
Molecule: messenger RNA, 4690 nt
Organism: Blastomyces dermatitidis ER-3
Lineage: Eukaryota; Fungi; Ascomycota; Eurotiomycetes; Onygenales; Ajellomycetaceae
Exons: 4
Coding region: 1253-3406 (717 amino acids)
Biological process (GO): osmosensory signaling pathway via Sho1 osmosensor; fungal-type cell wall organization; hyperosmotic response
Cellular component (GO): site of polarized growth; cell surface; extracellular region
Molecular function (GO): osmosensor activity
Source: RefSeq, a predicted model, not a curated record